Molecule: messenger RNA, 548 nt
Organism: Aplosporella prunicola CBS 121167
Lineage: Eukaryota; Fungi; Ascomycota; Dothideomycetes; Botryosphaeriales; Aplosporellaceae
Exons: 3
Coding region: 62-373 (103 amino acids)
Biological process (GO): nucleosome assembly
Cellular component (GO): nucleosome
Molecular function (GO): structural constituent of chromatin; DNA binding; protein heterodimerization activity
Source: RefSeq, a predicted model, not a curated record
CCAGCCACCGCUAAACCCCACACACAAACUCUAUCCAAACUCCACCCAUCUUUCCAUCAUCAUGACUGGACGCGGCAAGGGCGGCAAGGGUCUCGGAAAGGGCGGUGCCAAACGCCACAGGAAGAUCUUGCGCGACAACAUCCAGGGUAUUACCAAGCCCGCUAUCCGUCGUCUGGCGCGUCGUGGCGGUGUCAAGCGUAUCUCUGCCAUGAUCUACGAGGAGACCCGCGGUGUCCUGAAGACCUUCCUUGAGGGUGUUAUCCGUGACGCCGUCACCUACACCGAGCACGCCAAGCGCAAGACCGUCACCUCUCUCGACGUGGUCUACGCCCUCAAGAGGCAAGGCCGUACCCUGUACGGUUUCGGUGGUUAAGAUGGUUGUCUCUUUCUGCAUGUUUUUCACGAAUCUUCUACAUCGGCCUGCAUGCGUGACGGGCACGGUAUGAAGCCUUUGCGGAGCCGGAUGGGUCGGGCUGGGUUUAUGGGCUUUGUUGUAUCAUACGGCAUUCGGAGUUCGACGGGGAUCAAGCAAGUCACAUUAAGAGUCG